Molecule: messenger RNA, 659 nt
Organism: Dendronephthya gigantea
Lineage: Eukaryota; Metazoa; Cnidaria; Anthozoa; Malacalcyonacea; Nephtheidae
Product: collagen triple helix repeat-containing protein 1-like
Exons: 3
Coding region: 12-659 (215 amino acids)
Source: RefSeq, a predicted model, not a curated record
CAUUGUUCAAGAUGAAGAUGAAGUUCGUGAUUAUCUUCUUAUUUGUUUGUGUGGCUGAGGUAACAGUCGUCAAGAGUCAAACUAUACCUGCGCCUUUACAAGCGAGCUGUAAUUCGCCAGGUAUCCCAGGUAUCCCUGGUGUUCCAGGAAAUUAUGGCCUGCCCGGACCACGUGGUCUCACUGGUGCAAAAGGAGAACGUGGAGCGAAAGGGGAGUCUGGAGCGGAAGGAUGCGAUUACGUGAAUCUUGUGAAGUCAAAUUGGAAACAAUGUGUUUGGAAGAGGGUGGAUGAAAAAGACGCUGGCUUAAUACAGAACUGUAUCUUUAACAAGAAAUAUGACAACACCUCACUUCGUGUGUUUUACGAAGGAACAUUCCGAUCCUAUGGCGGUGAGGUCUGCAAUCGAUGGUAUUUUACAUUUGAUGGCGCAGAAUGUGUAAAACCAGCGACAAUUGAAGGGAUUGUUUCCGUUGGAACCAAUGAAAACCCUCAUCGUCACCGCCAUAUCGAAGGAUACUGCGAUCAGGUUCCGAAAGGUCAUGUACGUGUGGGGUUCUGGAUAGGCAAAUGUGAAGGUCGUAGAGCCGGAGAUGGUUAUACUGGUUGGAACGCAGUGUCUCGUAUUGUGAUUGAAGAAGUACCACCUCCACAAGCUUGA